AGAGUGGGAGUUGUGUUUAUCGUGAUGUUUGUACGGCUGUUGUAGCUUUGUGCUGCAGUGUGUGUGUCCUUCGUAUAGGCGUAGGUUGCCGCCCUUUAUCGGCACGUCGUGCCCGGCCAAGCCUGACCCGUGUAGGUGAGCUGUGCUCCUUACCUGACCCGUGUAGUUGUAACAAGGAUAAAAUACAAAAACAGCAAAUAAAGAAGGGACAAAGGAAAAGAAGGCCAGUGACCAUGGCGUGUGUACUGAACGGUCCCACCGCUGUGUGUGAUGUCAUUACAGAGCUAGAUACUCAGCUGGCUCUUCUCGGGCCUGGGCCCCACACCCCAAAACAGCGUGCUGACGUGUCCCGGUUGGGUGAGCUGAGGGGUAAAGCGCUCCAGAUUAUGAACCAGUUCGGAGCUUCCACACUCAUCAACCUGUCUAACUUUUCAACUCCCUCUGCCAUGUCUGCCUCAGCCACUGUGAAGCAAGAGCAAACCGUGGCCAACAGCACUGCAGGAAGCAAAGUACCUGGAACGACACCAGGAGGAGGGCGAGCAAGUCCAGAUGCCAACCAGGUAUUAACCAAGAAAAAGCUUCACGAUUUGGUCAGAGAAGUUGAUCCAAAUGAACAGUUAGAUGAGGAUGUAGAGGAGAUGCUGCUGCAGAUAGCGGAUGAUUUCAUUGAGAACGUGGUCUCUGCAGCUUGCCAGCUAGCCCGACAUCGUAGAUCAAACACAUUGGAAGUUAAAGAUGUUCAGCUUCAUCUAGAGCGACAAUGGAACAUGUGGAUCCCAGGAUUCGGAUCAGAAGAGAUUAGGCCCUAUAAGAAGGCAUGCACAACUGAGGCCCACAAACAGAGAAUGGCUCUCAUUAAGAAGACCCAGAAGAAGUAAGACCGCGUGGUUUUCUUGGUCAGCACUCCCAAGUUGACGCCAUGAUUCUGCAGUGAACCGAUGCAGAAGCCACCUCUUCAGAGAAGAGCCUCUUUUUUGGACAGAGACUGCACAUCUAGUAAUGUGGACUUGCCUUUAUUAGUCGUGCAUUACAGAACCCUCUGGCAGGGGAAGUGUUACACUGUCGUUUUCCUUUUGUAUAUAUAAAAGAAAGUGGUUUGAUUAAAGAUUGUUGUUGUAAUUCA
Messenger RNA from Rana temporaria (common frog), 1123 nucleotides. RefSeq names its product TATA-box binding protein associated factor 12 (gene TAF12). Gene Ontology annotation, biological process: RNA polymerase II preinitiation complex assembly; DNA-templated transcription initiation. NCBI's taxonomy places the organism in Eukaryota, Metazoa, Chordata, Amphibia, Anura, Ranidae. Bases 234 to 878 code for a protein of 214 amino acids. Gene Ontology annotation, cellular component: transcription factor TFIID complex; SAGA complex; SLIK (SAGA-like) complex. Gene Ontology annotation, molecular function: DNA binding; protein heterodimerization activity; TBP-class protein binding. The record is from RefSeq and is a predicted model, not a curated record. The transcript has 8 exons.